Messenger RNA from Penicillium oxalicum, 735 nucleotides. RefSeq lists its product as uncharacterized. The record is from RefSeq and is a predicted model, not a curated record. NCBI's taxonomy places the organism in Eukaryota, Fungi, Ascomycota, Eurotiomycetes, Eurotiales, Aspergillaceae. The transcript is spliced from 2 exons. The coding region runs from base 1 to 735 and encodes 244 amino acids.
AUGGAAGCUCGACCCGCAACCACCUCUACCACUACGACCAACCCACCCAGCGUUGAAAUCGCAUACAAGCGCAAAUGCGCCGCCCUCAAGAAGCGUCUUGCAGAGGUGGAGGCAGAAAAUGACCUCAUGCGCACUCGAAAUCUUCGCGGCUACCAAUACAUUCAAAAGAUGCGCCUCGAAUCUUGCAUGUUGCUGGAGCGAUUGGCAAAAGUCACUGGGAUGGCGGACGAGGCUGCGGCGGGUAAAGCUGAUCCAGAACUCCGUGCCCGCGCGGCUGCGAUGAUGUCCAACGUGUCGGCUCUGAAUGAGGUUGGUGCUGGUGAGCAGGUCGCAGACGGCGUGGACCUGGAUGACGAGACCGAGGGAAGUUCGGAUGAGCAACCUCCAACUCCCGAGGAACGCCCACUACGCAUCAAACGUUCACGGAAAUCAAACAUCCCCCUUGAAGGCGGGGACGAAGACAAUGGUGGCCAAGAAAACGCCGGCGACGCAGGCGGUGAUGGGGACGCAAAGUCUUCCUCUCUACCGCGCCUGGCUCCAGCCCCCAGUCAAAAAGAAUUGACUUCCUCAUUUCGCGUGCGGAAGGGGAGCGACGGUGCACAGGAUAGCGAGAAUGGUGCAGAUGCGGAUCACCAAGAUGCAAACUCAGAGGCACGCGCUGGCGAUGCGGCGGAGGAUGAUGAUGCCACGCCAAUGGACGUAGAUGACAAGGAACCAAAGGACGAGCAAGGGUGA